AUGGCCAAUAUUGAUGCUUCAGCAGGUGGAGCAUUUUUGAGCAAGUCAUUUAGAGAAUGUAAAGUCAUGCUAGAUAAAAUGGCUCAAAACUCAGGCUGGAUGACAAGAGACACUACAAUCACCCCUAUAGUUCACUCAGUAGCAUUGGACCCAAACAAUUCCAUAAUCGAGAAUAUGGCUACUCUGAUGACACAAAUGAAUAUCCUCAGCAAGAAGAUUGAUGAAUCAGGCCUGAAGCAGCUAGUGAGAGAAGAUGAUGGGUUAUCUAAAAUUAAAGGAAUGUUGCAGCAACUGAUUGGGUCUAAUGGAAAAAUGCAAGAGAAGGUGGAAGUACAUGAGUUAGCGAUAAAAGGUAUUGAGAUUCAAUUAAGGCAAAUAUCUAUGGCUCUGAAUAAUCGUCCCCAAGGGACUUUACCUGCAGACACACAUGUCAAUCCGAAGGAGCAGGGACCGAAUCAACUUAUGGCGGUGAGCCUGAGAAAUGGUAGAGAUCUUGAUUUAGAGCAGGAAAUUGCUCGUGAGAGCCAGUCAUCUGAAACACUUUUGACAGUGCCAAUCGAGUUUGAUGAGUCAACUGAGCUAACAGAAGUAAACAUUCCUCUAAUUGAUGCUUUGAGGGAGAUGCCCGGUUAUGCAAAAAUGAUGAAGGACUUGAUGUCUCGUAGCUAUGCAUUUGCCAAAGCUUUGUGUGAUUUGGGAGCAAGUAUAAAUCUUAUGCCAUUGUCUAUCUAUAAAAGGCUAGGCAUUGGAAGAGCAAGGCCCACAUCCAUGUUACUGCAGCUAGCUGACCGAACGAUAAAAAGGCCCUCAUGUAUACAUGACGUUGUACUUGUGCAAGUUGGAAAAUUCGUGUUUCCAGUAGAUUUUGUCAUUUUGGACUGCAAGGUUGAUGAGGAGAUCCCCAUAAUUUUGGGAAGUCCAUUUUUAGCCACAGGGAGAGCUCUGAUUGAUUGUGAAACGGGGAGCUGA
Messenger RNA from Nicotiana tabacum (common tobacco), 969 nucleotides. Lineage: Eukaryota; Viridiplantae; Streptophyta; Magnoliopsida; Solanales; Solanaceae. The record is from RefSeq and is a predicted model, not a curated record.